AUGGGCCAAGAUAUCCGCUACAAACAUUUCGAAAACAUCAAAAAGUGCUUCAAGUAUGUCGACAGAGCUGUUCAAGAAUACAUCGAGUCAAUGAUCAAGCUCAAUUUCGUCGAUGAUGUCACUCAGGGACUGUACGAAACGCUGGACGAUAACAAGCGCGGGAAUCCGAGAUUGUCCGUUGGAUACACCGCUACGGACGGGAAGUACGAUACCGCUUGUUUGAAAGCAAUUCUCAACAACUGCACCGUUUUCGACGGAUGGUUCUCCUCCGACGGAAGCGGUUGGUUCCAAACCUUCCACAAAGUCGGCCAAGUUAGAAAUCAAGUCGUCGGCCACAACGCAACUCAACGAAUUGAACCGGAAGAGGCGCUCACGUACUUUUCGACGAUCCACGAUAUGUUUCCUCAACUGUAUGAGAUUUUCGGAGAACUGAAAGAUGUAGAAGGACAUGUUAAAAUGUGCCAAGAAUGCUGCGGGGAAAUCAACAAGAUUUCAUAUGCGACGAUUGACGCGAUUCUUGAAGUUUCAGAAGACCCGAAAGUCAACAAUCUCUUCUUGCUGAGCAAAGCCAUCUUGGAUGCAUUCUGCAAGUUCGCCGUGAAAAAAUUCGUCACAGAAAGCUACAUUAAAGAAAAACUAACAUCCGAAAAAUUCAUCGAGUUUCAAAAAAAGAUCUUCUUGACCCUUUUUGGAGCAUUGGCAAAGACGAAAAUUUCGAUGAAUGAAAAACUGCUAUCGACAUUCUCAAAACAUCUUGAUUCUAUUUCUGAUUGGUCAAGUAUUCUUCAACCCGUCGCGAAGUACUUGAACAUCACGAUUGGUGAUAGUCUUGAGCUCAAAACUUCGAGCGAAUCUUCUUCGAAAAAGGGUUCUGAUUCUCUCGUUGGAUGUGCUUUCUCGACAUUUCUUGAAAACGCGAAUGCUAAAGGACCGGUCAAGGCGGAUUAUGUUUAUUUGGUUCAACUUGCUCAGAAGAAAAAUGGAACAGAUACGCUUGAUUCAAAUGGAACCGCCAUUCUUGUGCCAAAAGACCAGAUUUCGUACGAAGAUUACCGAAGAACGAAAAAAAUCGUCACGCCGAAAGAUCUUCUUCCCCAGUUCGACAAUUUAAAUGGAGUUCUCCUGUCAUCUGAUGCGUUCACUCUUUCUUUUUCGACUUGA
Messenger RNA from Oikopleura dioica, 1161 nucleotides. Lineage: Eukaryota; Metazoa; Chordata; Appendicularia; Copelata; Oikopleuridae. The record is from the annotation of a GenBank genome assembly.